CUGCUCCUAGAAAAAAAAAAGUUAGAGGACCUUACAAGAAAUGGGUUCUAAAAGGUACUCCUAUGCCCCCAAGCACAAAAAGAUCACGGGAAGCACAAGAGAGUGGAAAAACAACUCGUACUCCUCUGAAGACUUUUAAUAGGAAUUCCAGUAGACAACGCAAAGCAGUGUCUUUCACCACAGCCGUCGUGGAACAACAUGAGAACUUUGUGGCCUGUACGGCUGCUGUACAUUUUGACUCGGAUCUUAAUCAAGAACAGCCAACCAAUGAACGAUGUGAGCCACAGAUUAGUUUUACUCAAAGUGUUGACACGGAGCCAUCUAUUGACUCAGCAGUAAGUUACUGUACAAAUGUACAGGAGGAGCUACCAGAACCUGAACAACAACCAACCGAGUUACAUGUUUCUGGAGUUAAGGUAUGCGCUUAACUUAUUUUGUGUGUUUCGUUGUCAAUCUCUGUAUGUGUAAAUUAUAUUUUUUCUGUUUUAGCAAGAGUUUGAU
Messenger RNA from Frankliniella occidentalis (western flower thrips), 501 nucleotides. RefSeq lists its product as uncharacterized. Lineage: Eukaryota; Metazoa; Arthropoda; Insecta; Thysanoptera; Thripidae. Bases 63 to 428 code for a protein of 121 amino acids. The transcript has 4 exons. The record is from RefSeq and is a predicted model, not a curated record.